CCUAAGUUUAGCAAAGCCUCUGGAAUCCUUCAGAAAGAAGGGUAUCAAGCCGUGAACAAUCGUGAAAGGCAGUUCAAAGCCCAGGUGCUAACACUCGGGAAUUCAAGCCAGAUGAGACAGUCUGCGGGAUCCCCUGCUGCACCUCCCUCUUCUGUUUAAGCUAUAAUUCCGCUGACCACUGUUCAGCCUUCCAGUCAAUACGGCCUUUUCUCUAUCGCUUUGUUUCAUGGUCUUAUGCAAACAAACCAAACUGCAUUUUAAAGCCAAUAAAGUGACUGCUGCUGGAACAAGGACAGCAAUCGCUGGAACAAGAACUCUACUAAAGUGCCGUGCGGGGUCGAACGAGGCUAACGCACCGGCAAGGCUUUCUACGACAGCCAUUCCUGUUGUGUCAGGCCACCGAGCACAAGACCCCUCUGCCUCAGGGCGUCCGCACCGGCACUGUCAUGAGAAUCCGAGGCGUUGUCCCGGAACAGGCUGGCAGGUUCCAUAUAAACCUGCUGUGCAGCGAGGAGCAGGGGGCAGACGCCGCCCUGCACUUUAACCCGAGGCUCGACACGUCCGAGGUUGUCUUCAACACUAAAGAGCAAGGCAAAUGGGGCCGCGAGGAGCGGGGCUCCGGCAUCCCCUUCCAACGGGGGCAACCCUUUGAAGUGCUCCUCAUAGCCACAGAAGACGGCUUCAAGGCAGUGGUCGGGGACAGUGAGUACCUCCACUUCAAGCACCGGAUGCCACCCGCGAACGUGCGCGUUGUGGAAGUGGGCGGAGACGUGCAGCUGCACUCAGUGAAUGUCUUCUGAGCCGAGGGCGUCAGGGUCGUCGGGGAGGCUCGGAGAGAAGGGUUGUGAAUGGCGAAUAAAGUGUAGCUGU
Messenger RNA from Alexandromys fortis (reed vole), 870 nucleotides. RefSeq names its product galectin 7 (gene Lgals7). The transcript is spliced from 4 exons. NCBI's taxonomy places the organism in Eukaryota, Metazoa, Chordata, Mammalia, Rodentia, Cricetidae. The record is from RefSeq and is a predicted model, not a curated record. Gene Ontology annotation, molecular function: carbohydrate binding. Bases 447 to 800 code for a protein of 117 amino acids.